UCUAUUAUUCCCUUUAUGCCCUUUUCAAUUAUUCUUUCGCAUUGUCGCUCUAUAUUAACCCCCCCACCCUCUCUCUCUCUCUCUAUCUCUCUCUCAACAAUGGUUUUGGUUGAUGAUACCCAUGUUGACAAAGGUGGUGAAAAUGAUGGAAAUGUAGUAGAUUACAGAGGGAAUCCGGCCGAUAAGUCGCGGACCGGUGGAUGGCUUGCCGCAGGCCUCAUCCUAGGAACCGAAUUAUCCGAGAGGAUAUGUGUUAUGGGGAUAUCGAUGAAUUUGGUGACAUACCUAGUAGGAGAUUUGCAUAUUUCCUCGUCCAAAUCUGCAAACAUCGUCACCAAUUUCAUGGGCACUCUCAAUCUUCUUGGCCUCCUUGGGGGUUUCUUAGCAGACGCUAAACUCGGCCGUUACUUGACCGUUGCAAUCUCUGCAGCCAUUACAGCCUCGGGAGUGACAUUGUUGACAUUGGCCACAACCAUUUCUUCCUUGAAACCCCCUCCCUGCAGGGACUCAAGUAAAGAGGCGUGUGUCCAGGCCAACGGCCGGCUACUAGGUUUGCUCUAUGCUGCUCUCUACACCAUAGCCCUGGGUGGGGGCGGGAUAAAGUCGAACGUCUCAGGUUUUGGAUCUGACCAAUUUGAAACCACAAAUCCCAAGGAACAGAAGGCCAUGGUAUACUUCUUCAACAGGUUUUAUUUCUGCAUUAGCCUGGGUUCUUUAUUUUCUGUAACAGUACUGGUGUACAUCCAAGAUAAUGUGGGAAGAGGAUGGGGAUACGGGUUAUCAGCAGCGACGAUGAUAAUAGCAGUUUCUAUAUUGAUCUGUGGGACGCGUUUGUACCGAUUCAGGAAGCCUAGGGGAAGCCCUUUGACUGUGAUAUGGAGGGUGUUGCUCUUGGCUUGGAGGAAGAGGAAUCAGACUUAUCCUUCUCAUCCCAGUUUGUUGAAUGAGUACCACAAUGCCAAAGUCUCACAUACGCAGAGAUACAGGUGUCUUGACAAGGCUGCAAUCCUGGAUGAUGAUAGAGCUGACAACAGUGGGAAGAAAAACGACCCUUGGAUGGUUUCAACUGUUACCGAAGUUGAAGAGGUGAAAAUGGUAAUAAAGCUAAUCCCCAUAUGGUCCACGUGUAUCCUCUUCUGGACAAGCUACUCUCAGAUGACAACCUUCACCAUUGAGCAAGCUACCUUCAUGAACCGACACAUUGGCUCAUUUGUUGUCCCUUCAGGCUCUCUCUCCUUCUUCCUCUUCAUUACCAUUCUUCUAUUCACUUCCCUAAAUGAACGUCUCUUUGUUCCCUUUGCUCGAAAAAUCACCCACAAUGCCCAAGGACUCACAAGCCUUCAGAGGAUUGGAAUUGGACUUAUUUUCGCAAUAAUUGGUAUGGCAGCCUCUGCUAUUGUUGAGAAGCAAAGGAGGGACACAGCUGUUCAACAGAAUAUCAUUAGUGCUUUCUGGCUAGUCCCUCAGUUCUUCCUAGUGGGUGCAGGGGAAGCUUUUGCUUAUGUUGGUCAGCUCGAGUUUUUCAUCAGAGAGGCACCAGAGAGGAUGAAAUCCAUGAGCACAGGGUUUUUCCUAACCACCCUCUCAAUGGGGUACUUUGUGAGUAGUUUGCUGGUGACUUUGGUGGAUAAAGUGACGAACAAGAGCUGGCUUAAGAGCAAUUUGAAUUACGGGAGGCUGGAUAACUUUUAUUGGAUGCUUGCAGUGUUAGAAGUGUUGAAUUUCUCGGUUUUUCUUUUCUUCUCAAUGAGACAUCAAUACAAGGUUCAGCGCUGUGAUGAUAAGGAGAAGGAGCUCGAGAGUUGGACUGACAAGCCAAUUGAAGAUAUGGAUAAGAAAGGAACUGCUGAUUUAAAGGAAGGGCCCUAAAACACACGCCUUCAGUUAUUUGCUACUAUUAUUUUAGUCACAAAUAUGUUUAAGUUCUAUAUUAUUUUUACUGUCUUGAAAGAAAAGAGUUAUAAAGGUCCACAUGCUCUCAGAAGAUAAAUAUAUUCCUACUUUUUUGUAAAAUAUUAGAAUGUAGAAUAAUUUUCAGACCACUGGCAUUUAUGGAGAAUCAUUGCAGCAUCUUGUACCACAAGAUUCGAUUCAAUAUUUAUAAAAAGUAAUCAAGGUGUUAAAAUUUCAA
Molecule: messenger RNA, 2131 nt
Organism: Cornus florida
Lineage: Eukaryota; Viridiplantae; Streptophyta; Magnoliopsida; Cornales; Cornaceae
Product: protein NRT1/ PTR FAMILY 6.4
Exons: 5
Coding region: 16-1869 (617 amino acids)
Biological process (GO): transmembrane transport; response to nitrate
Cellular component (GO): membrane
Molecular function (GO): nitrate transmembrane transporter activity
Source: RefSeq, a predicted model, not a curated record